UCGGAGUAGAGUAGAGCCAUUGAAGUGAGUCAUCUAACGACCGACGGGACCUGUAGAAGUAGCACUGAAGUUCACCUAGUCGCCAAAAUCAGUUCAACAAAGUCCAGAGCGGUACACUCAUCCCUGCGUUGAGUCACUGCUGUGGGGACAGGACUAAACCUGCAAGAGUUUACUGAAGAAAAGUAGGUGCUUCACAGAUUUUUCAUUUUCCAUCUGGUUCUAGCAGAACAUCUCAGUAGCGAUGAUUAUUACACAUUAGUUUUACACGGGAACAUCAAUUUAUUGGACUAUUAAAGAGACUACAGAAUUUGAGAUCGCUGACUUCUAAUCGGCUAAUAGAAUAUUAUGCCUGGAUUUAUCAUACCGAGCAUUAAAGUAGCCUAUCUUGGAUAUCAUUUUUAGAUCAGGUGUAAAGGAAUCGCUUCGCUUGGAAGUGCUUUUUGUGCCACUGAAGACACUGACCGUGUGGGAAUUGAUUACCAAGCUUCUGAAAUUUCCUCCAGUUUCCCUGGAUCAUGUACCAGGAUUACACCGGGACAUACGACACGUCCUCCCGCGGCAGCAGCAGCUCACCGGCGCACCCGGACACCAGCCCCAUCCCCGCCUCCAGCUACCAGAAGUACAGAGUAGACAUGCCUGGUUCUAGCAGUGCCUUUAUCCCAACGAUUAAUGCCAUAACCACCAGUCAGGACCUGCAGUGGAUGGUUCAGCCCACAGUGAUCACAUCCAUGUCUAACCCGUACUCUCGGCCUCACCCGUACGGCCUGUCUGUGUCCAGCGGCCCGAAUCUCCUCGGACACACGGCUCUCACGCGGCCCGGGGUCAUCCGCUCCAUCGGUGACGCUCGAGGUCGACGCAAGCGAGAUGAGCAGUUCUAUCUGCAGCUCACCCCCGAGGAAGAAGAAAAACGGAGAGUCAGGCGAGAAAGAAACAAACUAGCUGCGGCAAAAUGUCGGAACCGCAGAAGAGAACUGACCGAUAUGCUGCAAGGGGAAACCGAGAAGUUGGAGGAGGAGAAGGCUGACCUGCAGAAAGAAAUCGAGACCCUGCAGAAGGAAAAGGACAAGUUGGAAUUUAUGUUGGUGGCGCACAACCCUGUGUGCAAACUUCCCCUCGAAGAACGCCAUCAAAACCUGCACUCCCAGCAGUGUGCGCCCCUUCCUCUGACCAUGCGCUCCAACCUGGGGCCCCGGGGCCCGAUGCACGCUCUCAACCCAGUGGUGGUCAAACAGGAGCCUUUGGAAGAUGACGACGACGAUGAGGAUGAAGCAAAAACCCAGCACUCAGUCAUCAAGCCCAUCUGUCUAGGUGGAGGCAUGUAUUGCUCUGACGGAGACAGUCUGAACACUCCUGUAGUGGCCGCUUCUACCCCGGUGUCCACCCCGAACCACCCCAGCCUCAUCUUCACGUACCCCAGCAUGCUGGAGCCCGAGAGCCCAUCGCCCUCGUCCGAGUCCUGCUCCAAAGCCCACCGGCGGAGCAGCAGCAGCGGCGACCAGUCCUCAGAUUCCCUCAACUCUCCCACCCUGCUGGCGCUGUGAAGGAGAACUGGACUUUCCUCGUUCCCGUGGAUCUCCAGAGCGCGCUCAGCUGG
Molecule: messenger RNA, 1594 nt
Organism: Rhinichthys klamathensis goyatoka
Lineage: Eukaryota; Metazoa; Chordata; Actinopteri; Cypriniformes; Leuciscidae
Gene: fosl2
Product: FOS like 2, AP-1 transcription factor subunit
Exons: 4
Coding region: 516-1541 (341 amino acids)
Biological process (GO): regulation of transcription by RNA polymerase II
Cellular component (GO): nucleus
Molecular function (GO): DNA-binding transcription factor activity, RNA polymerase II-specific; RNA polymerase II cis-regulatory region sequence-specific DNA binding
Source: RefSeq, a predicted model, not a curated record